AUGGAUGCUGCGGUGCGCAAGCGCAGCAUCGAGCUCUACGCCAUCCUGCUUUCCUUUGUGAGGCAGCGACCGGCGAAGCUUGUGAGAGGGGUGCCCUCGAACAAUGGGUUCGAGGCCUGGAGGGUCCUGAUGGGAGAAAUGCAGCCGGCCACGCGGCAGCAACAGCUGGCUUUGAUGGCACAGCUGGCCGGCAUCCGGUUCGACGCGAACCGCAGCCUGGCCGAGCAGAUCGUGAAGUACGAGGCUGCCCCCACCAACUUGCAGACCCAGCUCCACCUGACGAUGGACGAGAGCACCGACUACAAGGCCAUCCGCGAGAAGCUGUUGGCCUACGAAACGGCCAGCACACGCUGGCAACCUUCUUCCGGCUUCGCCCUCCUGGCCGUGACCGCCCAGGGCACGCUCAACCAAGGCGGCCCCGCCGACAUGGAGAUCGACCGCGUGGAGAAAGGCAAGGGCGGCCACAAGGGAGGCAAGCAAGGAGGCCACAAAGGGAAGAAGGGAGAGAAAGGAAAAGGAAAGGGCAAGGAGAAAGGUGGCAAGGGCAAGAAGGGCGGCAAGGGCGGACCACCGGGCUACACCUGCGGUGGGCGACACUUUGUCCGGGACUGCCCUAAGGGCAAGGGCAGAGGCAAGAACGUGAACCAGGUGAACCAGGAGCAGGCCACAGCAACAGCGCCGCCAGCGAGCAACACCGCCCCGACAAUGCCGGCCCCAACGACAACGAGAACUAAUACAACGAGCCAGCCACCAGCAAAUUCGGUACGGCGAGUGCGGCUGGUGACCCCUCCGGACGCAAACACCAACACCACCUAUGUCUUCGACAUCUCCGACAACGACGUGGUGACGGACUUCUACGACGACUUCCUAAAGGAGCCGGCCGUGCGAGCUGUGAGUGUUCGGUCCCCACCUUCGAGGAACCGAGCAACAACACGACCCCGUGACCAUCGUGCUGGACGCAAGCAUGGUGCCAUGCGUGCAAUGGGGGAUCCGCUGCCUGGCAACGCGGCCCCACCAAGGCUCACCGACGCCCAGGGCAACGACAUCCGGGUCGUGGUCCGCGCGAUCACCGAGGUUCCCCGGAGCCUCCCGCCAAAGCUGCCCAAGGUGACCAUUUCCGUGGAGAUGGCGGCCGCGACCGACUUUCUCGAUCCUUGGUCGUGGCACGACGCGACCCUCUACAAGGCCUGCGUUCGCACAAGAAACCGCGGAGACCGACACAGCCAAGGAGCCAACAGGGACGUGCGACUCCCGAUCUUGCAGGUCGACUUCUACUUUGCCUCGCUGGAGGAAGGCGGCGAGAGGCCGAGCCCCGAGGGCGAGCAGGAGAACUGGAUACUUAUCGGUGUCGACCUGGACACGAAGAUGGUCUUGGCUGUGCCCGGGCCCAACACAGGAACUGUUAUCCUGGCGACUCUCAGAGGAAGUGCUGCCCGCCACCCCGCCGAGAUCACCGACAACACCGGCCACACCGCCAGACCUGCAGUCACCGUCUCAGUCGGCAGCCGGCUGAUCGAGGCGGAGAUUGCGGCCGACGGCCCAGUCGACCGAGGAGAUCGGCUGGAGAAGAUGACCGUUUUGGUCGACCCGGCGGCAUGGGAGGAGGCCGAGCACCUGAGCACCGUGUUCGUCAAAACCUGGAAGUACGACAAGGCCCGCGGCUGGUACGAGCCCGUUUGGUGGCGCGGUAAAACAAGUGGAGCGUGGAGAUGGGACGCGUUUCUCCAGGUGGAGCAGCCUGCUGACGAGCCCGUCCUUGUUACCUCCCCCAGUCCUACACGGCAAAGUUCGGGCAAGCACGGCCAGUGGAAACUGGGCCGGGUGCUGCCAGGACAAAGGAAAGGAUCACAAAAGUGGUUCUACCAGCUGAGCGGCGACGUGGCCGAGGACCUGGAGAGCAUGGAGGAGGCGAAGAUCCAGAAGACCCUGAAGAGCAAGUACCAGGUGAAGGUCAGUGGGCCCUUCCAGUUGCCAGGGGACAUGUAUGAGUUCCUGCGGCGACGCCACCAGUUCGAGGCCGACGGCUCGAUCACGAUAAGGGUGGCCACGCGGUUCUACCAGGACCUCUACGAGCUGGCCGGCCGACCCAAGAAGAGGAGCACACCGGGCGGCCAUACAGUACCUCUAGGCGAAGAGCAGGGCCACCUCAUCAUGGACUUUUCGGACAGCAACUUCGCGAAUGACCGAACUACCCGGCGGAGUCUGUCAUCGGGCCAGAUUUUCAUCGGCCAAGCCCUAACCCUGAGCAGCGGAGAAGCUGAGCUGGUGGAGCUGACGCAAACCACCUCCGAGUGCAUCUUGGUCAAGAAGGUCUGGGAGUUUUUGGUGUCCGACUCUUCGGUGGCACGGGCAAUAGCCUCAAGGCUUGGCGUCGGGAGAGUGAGGCACCUACAGACCUCGUGCUUGUGGAUCCAGCAAUGGGUGGCGCAGCACCUCCUUAAAGUGCUGGCGGUCCCGACGGAGUUCAACCCGGCCGACCUCGGGACGAAGUGCUUCACCGCAAAGCGGCUGCGGCUGUUGUGCUACCUGGUGGGUUUGGUCCACGACAACGGGGAGCACGUGUGCCAGAACGAGUUCCGGUUCGGGCCAGCCGGCCCCAGCGAGCUCUUCGAAGACCUCGCUUCGCUGAUCUACUUGAUGGUCGUGGUCCUGGUGCGCUACUUGUGGUUUGUGGGGUUGCUGGCCCUGGCUUGGUGGAUGGGGCGGCGCUCGACAACCUCAUCCGGGAAUGGCGGCCAGGAGGCGAUCCAGCACGACAGCCAGGUGAUCAUCAACCAGGAAGGCCAGAGCGGGAACACCAACCACAACCACAGCCGGGACGUGGCCGACCGAGCUUAUGGGCACGAGCAGCGGACUUGA
This is a messenger RNA of Symbiodinium sp. CCMP2592, 2859 nucleotides long. NCBI's taxonomy places the organism in Eukaryota, Dinophyceae, Suessiales, Symbiodiniaceae. The record is from the annotation of a GenBank genome assembly.